This is a messenger RNA of Sabethes cyaneus, 5306 nucleotides long. RefSeq lists its product as uncharacterized. The transcript has 16 exons. The record is from RefSeq and is a predicted model, not a curated record. NCBI's taxonomy places the organism in Eukaryota, Metazoa, Arthropoda, Insecta, Diptera, Culicidae. Gene Ontology annotation, cellular component: cytoskeleton. Bases 19 to 3975 code for a protein of 1318 amino acids.
GAAGAUAAGGUCCGGGCCAUGGAGCAGCGCCUGUGCGACUGGCCCAAGUCUCAGAGUGUAACUGGGCCAGCCGGAAACAGUAGCAGUGGAGCACCGAACAGCAACGCGAAACCGUCGGGAAGCUCCUCCACUGAUCCGGGCAAGAUCUCCCAGCUGGAGACGGCCGUCGAAGAGCAGAAACAGUUACGCUUGCAGGACGCCCGUCAGGUCGGCGCUAAAGCGGCCAAAAUCAAGGAGUGGGUCACGAACAAACUGCGCGAACUGGAAGAGCAGAACCAGCUGCUGCGAGAGCAAAACAUCAAGUGCAAUCAACAGUUAGAACUACUAAGAAACCACAUCGCCACCCAAAGUAGUAGACAUAGUAUACAGCAACCAGUUAGAUCUAGUUUAAGCUUAGACGUACAGGACUUUAAGCGUCGCAGCGGUCGCCGGAGGAGUGAAUCGUUGGAUCCACCCGAGCACCGGUCGCUGCUGGCGUCCUCCUCGGUGCACCAUCACCGACGAAAUCUAUCCAUGGAACCUCAGGAACUAGCUAGAGAUUUGGCGGCCGCCGUCGAUGGGCUUCAUUUGAUGCCGCUGAAUCCGGGCCAACAGCCGAGUCCGAAUUCCGACAUGGAUGCGGCGCACGAUUACGCGGAGAUUUACACGCCUUCGCGGGAAAAGGCACCCACUUGGCUGAAGGGAUUGCCGAGCGGGGGCUCCAGUACGACCACUUCGGACUCGGUGGCAGAGCUGGGAACCGCACGGCCACCAACACCUCCGCUUCAUCGGUUUCCCAGCUGGGAAGCGAAAAUCUACCAGGUUGCCAACGAUGGCCUGGCCGGAGAUGAAAACGAAUCUCAAGACCAAGAGUCCGGAUCCGGGAUGACGUCCAGCGUCGGUAUAAACUCCCGUUCGCAAACCGUUUCCGGUGGAUACUGUGAUAUUAGUGUACCGGUUUACGCCACCGUUAAAGGGCGUGCCUCCCAGAUCCGAUCGAUGCCGUUCACCGGGGAUUCCAGUGACGACAGCAGCGACGGAGAGGAACAUGGUGCCAUCAUGACUUGUGCCACGUCUACCCACAAUUCGCACAACUCAACCAGCACGGACAAUACCGAAACGAGCACCUCGGGCAGUGCAUCUAGUCCUUCGAAAAGCCUCAAAACCUCCUCUAGUCUGAGCCCAGCCAAACGCAGCGGGUCCGAAAGUCCAAAGAACAAAACCCGAGGGCUGUCCGAUGACUACGCGAUACCCCCGGAUGCGGUGUCAGCGGUGGACACUUCCUGCAUGGACGCCUCCAUGCCGUCCCUCCUGAUGCGCACCUCCUAUGCCGAUUCGCCGAAAAAGAUGGAAACACUGGAAAAGAUCGGUCACCUGGCCAAACUGGGCGGAAAGCUGAAAACGUGGCGCAAGCGGUGGUUUGUGCUGAAGAACGGACAGCUCACCUACUGGAAGAGCCAGCACGACGUCAACCGGAAGCCUCAGGGAACGAUCGCACUGGACGAAGCCUGCCGGAUCAAUCGGGCCGAGGGAGCGUCCACGUUCGAGAUCGACACCGGCAAGAAGGUGUACUAUCUGACGGCCGACUCGAACGCCACGAUGGACGACUGGAUUCGGGUGUUGCAAAACGUGCAACGGCGGAACGCUACCAAACUGCUGCUGAGCAGGGACGACCAAAAGCCAACGGUUCAGGGUUGGGUUACCAAGGUGAAAAAUGGUCACGCGAAAAAGUGCUGGUGUGUGCUGCUGGGAAAGAUGUUCCUGUACUUUAAGGCUCCCGGCGAGACGAAUCCAUUGGGGCAGAUCAAUAUGCGAGAUGCUCGCGUAGAAGAAGUGGAGCACGUGUCCGAUUCAGAUUCGGAGGAACGAGAAGACCCUGCCCAAAGCCAAGCGAGGCUAACGGUGGCCAUUUACCCGCAGCAUCAGGGAGGUCCUACUUAUCUCAUCCUGCCAGGCAAACAAGAACGAGACAACUGGUUGUACCACCUGACGGUGGUUUCCGGUGGCGGUCCCAACGCUGGAACGCAGUACGAACAGCUGAUUCAGAAGCUCAUGGAAACCGAUGGCGAUCCAAAUUGCGUCCUCUGGAGACACCCGAUUCUGCUACACACCAAGGAUAACAUAACCUCACCACUGACUUCGUUACAUUCCGAAACGCUUCAAGUGGAAGCCAUAAAGCUGUUCAAGAGCUGCCAGCUGUUCCUCUCGGUGGCAGUCAACCAGCCCGGUAUCGACUACCACGUGGUGCUGGCCCAGAAUGCCCUCCAACAGUGUCUGGACAUGCCGGAGCUGCAAUCCGAGCUGAUCUGUACCCUGGUCAAGCAAACGUCCCGCCAUACCGGCCAGAAACUGGGUGUUGGUGUCCAGGUAAACAAGAAACUGGGCAUACCGGCUCGUCAAUUGCUGCUAUGUGCCACCCAGAGUUUGUUCACUUGCGAUACGCAACAAGGCAAUACAACUCAAGCGAAUGGGAGCUCACCAACUUCCAUUCAGGCUCCAACGGCUGUGCCAAUCAUCGAUUGCAAAUCAAAUCCGCCGGCCUACACCUUCAUCCAGGGCUGGCAGCUGUUGUCGCUUGCCGUGUCCCUGUUCGUGCCAAAGAACAGUCGCCUGCUGUGGUACCUCAAGCUGCACCUGUCACGAAAUGCGGACUCGAAAACCGAAUGCGGCAAGUACGCGGCCUACUGCGAGCGGGCACUGGAGCGAACCAUGCAGAACGGUGACCGGGAGACGAAACCCUCGCGGAUGGAGGUGCUGUCGAUUCUGCUGAAAAAUCCGUACCACCACUCGCUGCCGCAUGCCAUUCCGGUGCACAUGAUGAACGGCACCUACCAGGUGGUGUCCUUCGACGGGUCAUCGACGAUCGAAGAGUUCCACACGACGCUAGCGCAGGAAAUCGGUUGCCGCGAUGGCACGAACGGCUUUACCCUGUUUAGCGACGAUCCGAUCGAGAAGGACUUGGAGCACUAUUUGGAUCCGCAAGCUAAGCUUUGCGACGUCAUCUCCAAAUGGGAAACUGCCCUUCGUGAGAAGGGUUCCGGCAAGUUCGAGAACUCUCGUGUUAUUCAGCUAACCUACAAGAAUCGCUUGUACUGGAAGCAUGCAGCUAAGCUGGAAACGGAAAAGGAACGUCUGCUGCUGUGCUAUCAGAUCAACCAACAGGUGGUGCAAGGGCGCUUCCCGCUGUCUCGCGAGUUAGCUCUGGAGCUGUCUUCUCUGAUGGCUCAAAUAGAUAUGGGAGAUUACGCAGCGGACAAGUCCAAAACGAACUCCCUGCAGGCGCUGGAUAAGUUUUACCCGUACCGCUACAGGGACGCCUUGACACCGGAUGGUCUGAAAGAGCUGCAGGAGCUUCUAGCGGGCAAAUGGUCUCUGCUCAAGGGACGCUCCGUCGUCGAUUGCGUGCGGAUCUACCUGACCUGUGCUCGCAAGUGGCCCUUCUUCGGCGCUGCGCUGUUUCAAGCUAAACCGCGCCAUUCCGAUCAAGCGAUGGCUUGGCUGGCGGUGUCGGAGGAUGCCCUCAGCGUGCUGGAACUGAGCUCGAUGGCAUCGAUCGCUCGCUAUCCGUACAGUUCGGUAAUGACCUUCGGCGGUUGCCAGGAUGAUUUUAUGCUGGUGGUAAGUGCGGAGGACACACUCGCUGGCAGUCCCGAGCAGAAGCUUCUGUUCGCGAUGAGUAAACCGAAGAUUCUGGAAAUUACUCUGCUGAUUGCGGAUUACAUGAAUGCGCUUGGUCAUACGUUGCCCGGAACGCCGCAGAUGAAUACGCUGACCCGAAACGGGAGCCAUCGGAGCAUUAGAUCGCGCGCCCAUCCGAGCUCGGCCACCGGGACGCCGGCGCACAACACGCUGAACUCGUCGCACGCCAACACGACGCACGCCCACAACACGCUCACGUCCCACUCGCAUACGCUCAACUCACACGUCAGCCACACGCUCAGCUCGCACGGCCAGCCGGACAUCCUGAAGAGCACGCCCGACCAUCAGCGGCGCUGAAUCAUUCUGGCACACACACACUGACACGCACACAACACAGCUCGACCAUUCCGGUUCCACCGGGCACCGAGGGGAAAGCGAGACGGAAAGUCACAGCGAAAUUGCGCCGUUUAAUGAUUUUUGUACAACUUUUUUUUACCUGCUUUGGACCAAUUUUUAAGUUAGUAUCGAUGAUGGAGAUGCACUUGAGAAGUGUUCCGUCGAUUCGAAUCAUUUAGCUGCUUUUGAAGAAAGAAUGUGACUAAAAUACGAUAGUUAUUGAUGAGGUUUGUCACAAACAAAUUCGUUAAAUAACUAUCGUUGAAGACACGUAACUUGAAAAUGUUCCGAUGCAUUUUGAAGUUUAUUAGGUUAAUCUAAAUUUAAGCUGACGAUUAAGUUAAUACAAAAAGCCCAGCCGUUUCCAAACCGGGGGGUAGUUUUUGCUUGUUUGAUUGUAUGAUUUUCAGACGUUUUAUUGUUGUAAAUAUUUUUCCUAUCUUUAAAAAAACGAGUCAAAGUCAAACUCCGUACUUUAAAGUGUAGAAAAGGAAGUGCAGCAUUUUUUUAUCAAAAAUUUUAUUCGUCAGAGUGUGUUGAUUUCCCGUUUGAAAGUUAGGUACUACCCAAUUAGUUUAUAGAAGCUCUAACCAAAACUAACAAACCAGAAGAUCUAUCAGAUAGUGAAAGUAGCGAGAACUUCUAAGUAGAAUAACCAUACUAUGCUAAACAGUUUCGUAAGUUUGCGAGGAAAUACAGCAGAUGAUAAUGUCGAGUGAGUAGACAAUUCCAAACUGAGCAGCAGACAGACAUAAAUAAAUAGUAAACUAUUGUGAUUUUAACGCAAUCUAAUACAGAAACGGAGACACACAACAAUAAUAAGCAGAAACAAGGUGAAACUAACAGGUGAAAGCUAUACUACCAAACCGAAUAGGGAAGCGCUCUAGACAAUAGGAUAGGUCAAAAACUAUAUUCAACUGAAACAACAGAAACGGAACAGCAACUAAUUAGGACUAUUAUUCAGUCUGCUCGACUGACCAGUCGUUCGUCAUUCGAAACAAAACUAAAAAAAAAGUAACGAAAACAUUGCGAUCAACACACAAUAUUUAGAGAAAACCGUGUAACCAAUUAAAAACCACAAACUUUUGUUCUUUUUCUAACAUGAAAACUCACAGGUGUAACCGAAAUAGUGAAACAAAAAAAAAACAACCAGACACUUGCUUCUCUAGCUGAAAUAGUGAAGUCACGCGUUGUAGGCAGUCUUAAAUCCGUAUAAUCGCCUCUUACUAAACUAGCAAGUUGAAGAAAACCGAUUGAGCAACACGAAGAAGAGCAGAACGCUGAAUCAAGAA